Molecule: messenger RNA, 2105 nt
Organism: Diabrotica virgifera virgifera (western corn rootworm)
Lineage: Eukaryota; Metazoa; Arthropoda; Insecta; Coleoptera; Chrysomelidae
Product: E3 SUMO-protein ligase ZBED1-like
Exons: 1
Coding region: 93-1997 (634 amino acids)
Molecular function (GO): protein dimerization activity; DNA binding
Source: RefSeq, a predicted model, not a curated record
UUGUAGCAUAAUACACGUCAGUGCAAGGUGUUUGAACUUGUAUAUUUGUAUAGAUUUGUUUUGUAGUGAUCACUUUUUAGUAGGUAGUAAGAAUGGCUCCUAAAAGAAGUGAAAUAUGGUUUCAUUUUGAAAUUUUGAAGGACAAAUGCAAUGCAAAAUGCUUGUAUUGCAAACAGAUUUUGUCGACAAAAAAUGGUUCAAUGGGUAACCUGAAUCGACAUAUGAAGACUAAACACCCUACAAUUAGUAUUGCCAGGAAAGGGGUUACUAGUAUAGUGUCGUUGGAAGAAAUACAAGAAACAAGUGACAGAGACUUUAAUUUGCCAAGUACGAGUACCGGUGCCGAUGCGAUAUCUGGUGUUACUAGUGAAGAUGAGAACAUUCAACACAAACUAAAAAAACAAAAGACGCAAUCCGUUUUAACCAACUUUACAUACAGUAAAAAACCGCUAUCAAUAGCCAGAUGUAAAGAAAUUGACCUUCAAAUAUUACGAUUUAUAGUUAAAGGUUACCAUUCAUUUAGAAUUGUAGAAGAAGUAGAGUUUAAGAAACUUUUUGAGAUGUUAUCCCCCAAUUAUAACGUACCAUCAAGAAAAACUCUUAGCAACAAUUUAUUGGAACAACUGCACCAAUCGAAUCAAGAAAAAAUCGAAAUCGAAUUAAGUCAAGUUGAGUACAUUUGUAUUACGACAGAUAGCUGGACAUCUAUAAAUAAUGAGAGUUUUGUUGCAAUUACUGCUCAUUACAUUAUAGAAGAGCAGUCUCAAUUAAAAUUAAGGUCCCAUCUGUUGGACUGUUUUGCUUACGAGGAAAGACAUACUGCACAAAACUUAGCCAAACUUUUAGCUGAUAAAUUCAAAGAGUGGAAAAUUGAAUCGAAAAUAGUGUGUGUGGUCACUGAUAAUGCAGCUAAUGUUCUUGCUGCAGUGCGAGAAGGGGGAUGGAACUCACGUGGUUGUUUUGCGCAUUUAAUUAAUCUUUUAGUGCGACAUGGUCUAAAAACCAUAGAUCCGACUUUAGACAAACUGAAAUCAAUUGUGGCGUUUUUUAAAAAAAGUUCCUCAGCACUUACAAAAUUAACAAAAACACAAGUUCAGAUGGGAUUGCCUGAACUUAAAAUUAAGCAGGAUGUACGAACACGUUGGAAUUCAACGCUUGACAUGGUCAAUCGGGCGUGUAAAAUUAAAGAUGCCAUUAUUUCAACAUUGGCGCUAGAAUGUCCCAACUUAAAUAAUGUAACUGGUCAUGAAUGGUCCGUAUUGGAACAAUUAAUAGAGGUCCUGCACAUUUUUAAGGAGAUCACUGAUGAAAUCAGCGCGGAAAAAAAUGUGACUUCCUCAAAGAUACUUAUUUUUGUUCGUGCCAUCUAUGAGCACCUUAAAAGUUUAAAAAAUAAUUUUAAUUUGGAGGAAGAACUAAAGCAAGUUGUGGCAGAUAUGCUGAACCAGUUCUUUGAGCGUUUUGGGGACAUAGAAAAUAAUGCCAUUUUGGCUGAAUCCACUAUUUUAGAUCCUCGAUUCAAAAAGUUCGGAUUUAAAGAGGAGAGCAAAUAUACAACUGCUGUAGGUAAUUUGAGAAGAAAAAUAAGUGCAAUUUACAAUAAAAACAAAACAAUACUGCAAGAAAUAUCAGAGGCUGAUUAUAAUGUACCAUCUUCAUCAGCUAUAAAAAAACCAACCUUAUGGUCUCAUUUUGACCAAGAUGUUGGUAAUUUGUUACAAGAAAAAAAUUCUACAGCUGCAGCUAUAGUUGAAUUGGAUAGAUAUUUGAGUGAGCCACUUAUUAGCAGAAAUGAAGAUCCAUUAGCUUGGUGGAUGACCCGGAAACAUGUGUAUCCAACAUUGUUUAAUUAUGUAAAGAAAAGACUAUGCAUUCAGGCAACAUCGGUUCCAUGUGAACGAAUUUUCUCAAAAGCAGGACUAACACUAACUCAAAAACGUUCAGCUUUGAAAAGUUCAAGAGUUAGUAAAAUAUUGUUUUUAAACUCAAAUUUAUAAAUCAUUACUUUUUUAUGUUUAAUGUUUUUGUUUAAAUAUUUUUUAAGUUUUCAUAAGAAUUAAAAUAUUUUAAUUAGAUAAAUCUAUGGUGCUAUGUAUUAAGAGUAU